UGCAUCUGAUGGCCUUUCUCUCAGACACUCUCUCUGUCUCUCUCACACACAUCAGAGAGUGAGAUAGAGUUGACCUUUAAAUUUUGAUACAUUUCCCCAAACCAGACCCUACCUAUCAUUUGAGCUUACUUAUCACAGUCUCUUUUGCACAAUAUAAUGAUGGAACUGUCCAAAAUCACAUACACACACACACACACGUCAGAGAGAGAGAGUGCGAUAGAUCUUACCUUUUUAUUUAGACAAAUUGCCCCAGACCAGACACUACUUAUCAUUUGAGCUUACUUAUCACAGUCUCUUUUGCACAAUAUAAUGAUGGAACUGUCUGGUAGCUAUGAGUUUGAGUCAGGUGUUAUUGUACUCUGAGGGUAAUUAUAACAUGUUAAUACACAUCUGUUCCAGCCAGACACCUGGAUAAAACAUCUAAAUGUGCAGAAAUAUCAAAGUAAUUAUAGAGGGCGCUGAGACAGACAGAUCCACUCCUUGUCUUAAAAGGCCUCUGUACAGAUCUCAGCAUGUUCCUUAGACAAUGGAAGUCAAACUAACAGAAGCAGUGAUUUUCUCUCUCCUUCUUACUCUCCAGGUAUUUUCUGCAGAGAGGAACGAUGAGACUCCCACUUCCUGGCCCGAUCAAGGGGCAAUUCCCACGGGAGACUACCUGGAGAAGGGGAGAGGAGAGGUGCACAGAUAUGACAGACAAGUUCAGCAUUCUGGGCAAUCUGAACAUGAUGUUAUUCACACACUGCUGAGCACAAACGAUGCAACUGAGAUAGACAUCAUCAACCGUGGCGAGUUUCCAUGUAACGUCAUAUCAGUCAUGGACGACCUCCUAACCCCUCAGGUUCGGACUCAACCAACCCCGACCGCAGUUACCACCAGCAGCCCACACCUGGACAAUAACAAAAACAAGAGAAAGGCAAAGGGAGCUCCUCAACAUCAGGGUCUAGUUGUCCCAUACCUACCCAUCAGGCCUGGUGCCCCCAACAUAAAAGGCUUCCCUCCUGCACCCCGAAUGUUCUUUGUCCCUCAGAGAGCUGAAGCACGCCAUCCCCACCCCAUGAGCUGGUUUCCCAGAGGUUAUGGAAGUAUGCCCAACUACCUCAUGCCCCCCUCUGUAUUCUCAGCCUAUGUCCGGGCUUUGCAUGGAAGUUCAUCUGAAGAGAAUUCUCAGAGUGACUGAAGUAUCGGGUUCCUAAGACCAUUUAUAAAUAGAAUGGGGGGUGUCCGUUCUAUAGAUUCUAUUUCUAUGACUAAGAGUUUCUGGUGCUAAGUCUCCAUUACUGUCCCAGAAAAGAGAUCGGCAGAGGCUGAUAUGAUCGGUGUCAUUGUGCGCUGAAUCUGCUAUGUGGAAGUGUUGAUAAGCAUCAUGUUAUUUUUUAAUCACUCACAGCACCAUGCGUAUAUGCUUACAUGACAAAAAUAUACCAUUUCCUUUUCAUAAAGUUUUUGAGUUGUUUUGGACUGCAGUGCUCAACCAUUUAAAUACACUAAAUGAAUACGUUUAACAUGUUACCUUCAGAAUCACGAUGCUUGCACAAUACAAAUUACACCCUGCAUUGCAAAGAAAGCCAGGUUCGACAAGUGCAACUUUUAAUCAAGCCAGAAUGAACAAUGAUUAAUGGAUUCAUUACCGGAGAGUAUCAUGCCUGUGUCACAAAUACGCAGACCUGUGGUCAACCUCGGCUGCCUUUGCAAUCAACACAAGGCAGUUACCACAGGAGC
Molecule: messenger RNA, 1719 nt
Organism: Oncorhynchus keta (chum salmon)
Lineage: Eukaryota; Metazoa; Chordata; Actinopteri; Salmoniformes; Salmonidae
Exons: 3
Coding region: 527-1177 (216 amino acids)
Source: RefSeq, a predicted model, not a curated record